Molecule: messenger RNA, 2757 nt
Organism: Diospyros lotus (date-plum)
Lineage: Eukaryota; Viridiplantae; Streptophyta; Magnoliopsida; Ericales; Ebenaceae
Product: probable serine/threonine-protein kinase WNK9
Exons: 7
Coding region: 308-2425 (705 amino acids)
Biological process (GO): intracellular signal transduction; protein phosphorylation
Cellular component (GO): cytoplasm
Molecular function (GO): protein serine/threonine kinase activity; ATP binding
Source: RefSeq, a predicted model, not a curated record
CAGACAGAGCGUUUGUGAUGAGAUAGAAACUGGACAAAGACGGGAAGAAGGGGAACGGUGCUUGUCUUUCAUUUUAUGAGUUGUCUAUGGGGUUAGCCUAAUAUUUUGCCUUCUUGUCUGUCCGGGUCAUGUUGAGCCAAACCUUGUCCUUUUCGUGGACUUACUGGAGCCUCUUCUUUGACAAAAAGCAGUCUAGUUCUCUCUCUCUCUCUCUCUCUCUCUCUCUCUGCUUCAAAAGCACAGAAGAGACGUUCCAGGGUGAUAAAUUUUAAGUACAAGAGAUAUCAACCAGUAAUACAAACAAAGAAUGAAUGGUGUUUCCGCCCGUGAACCGGAUUACUCCGAGUUUGUUGAAGUUGAUCCUACAGGAAGAUACGGACGGUACAAUGAGAUUCUUGGGAAAGGAGCUUCAAAGACUGUUUACAGAGCGUUUGACGAGUAUGAAGGGAUUGAAGUAGCCUGGAACCAGGUAAAGCUUUAUGAUUUCCAGCAGAGACCUGAAGAUCUUGAGAGGUUGUAUUGUGAAAUUCAUCUGCUCAAGACCUUAAAACACGACAACAUCAUGAGGCUCUACACGUCUUGGAUUGAUACUUCCAACAGGAACAUCAACUUUGUGACUGAAAUGUUCACUUCUGGCACUCUCAGACAGUAUAGGCUAAAACACAAGAGGGUCAACAUUAGAGCACUAAAGUAUUGGUGUAGACAGAUCCUGAAAGGCCUUCUAUAUCUCCAUAGCCAUGAGCCCCCCGUAAUCCACAGAGACCUAAAAUGUGACAACAUUUUCAUAAAUGGACACCAAGGCGAAGUGAAGAUUGGCGAUCUCGGCCUCGCUGCAAUCCUCCAUAAAUCCCAUGCUGUCCACUGUGUUGGAACACCAGAGUUCAUGGCACCAGAGGUUUAUGCUGAGGAAUACAAUGAGUUAGUUGACAUAUAUUCAUUUGGGAUGUGCAUCUUGGAAAUGGUGACCUUUGAAUAUCCAUACAGUGAAUGCAAUCACCCCGCUCAGAUCUACAAGAAAGUUAUAUCUGGGAAAAAACCAGAUGCCUUGUACAAAGUUGGGGACCCUGAGGUACGAAAAUUUGUUGAGAAAUGCUUGGUGACAGCGUCACUUAGGCUACCUGCUAACCUGCUUCUGAACGAUCCUUUUCUCCAAAUCGAUGAUUAUGGGUGUGAUUUGAGGCCGAUAGGGUAUUGCAGAGAUUUUGAACUUGUAGGCCCUCCUCUGAGACAACCUCUCUUACGAAAUCACAACGGCAGCAACUCUUUGAUCAAUGGCUAUGAACCUUCGCAUAAUUCGAAUCACCUUCCAGCUGAAUGUGAGCCAAAUGAUCUGUUCUCGGGUCAAUAUGAUAAGCACUUGGCCAAUCUUAAUAUUACCAUCAAUGGGAGGAGAAGGGAAGAUGAUGGCAUAUUUUUGAGGCUCAGAAUUGCAGAUAAAGAAGGCCGGAUUCGAAAUAUAUACUUCCAUUUCGACAUUGAGAUUGACACUGCACUUAGCGUUGCUAUUGAAAUGGUGGCCGAGCUGGAUAUUACUGACCAAGAUGUCAACGCAAUAGCAGAUAUGAUAGAUGAUGAGAUUGCUUCACUUGUACCAGAGUGGAAGAGGGAAGUAUGUGGGGAAGAAUCUCCCAGUUGCACAAAUACUACCUACUGUCAAAAUUGUGCUCUGAAUGGCUCACUUAUUGACUACAUAUCUCCAAACGGUCCUGGCACCAAGAACCUGCAGGUUCUUCAGUGUUCUCAACGCGGAUGUGCAGCUGUCCAUGGCCGCUUCGAAGAGAUCAUGUACCAGUUCAAAGGGUCUAAACAAUAUGUUUCAGAAGGUGAAUCAGCAGCAUCAAGUCAAUCCAAAGGAAUGCAGUAUACUGAUAUCUGGGGACAGCAUGAUGGACCUAAAUACGACGAUGAGCAACCUAAAACAGAUGCAAAAGGUAUACCUGUGGACAGUGGGAGCACAACCAGAUCCCUAUUGGAGGAUCAUUCAGCAGCUAGUGGCUAUGCAAAGGACUGCGAGAAUGAGAUAAGGCAGGAACUGAGGUGGCUCAAGGCCAAGUACCAAAUGCAGUUGAGAGAAGUUAGAGACCAACAAUUAGGAGUCGCCUCAAAAUCUUCAACUCCCAAUUUUGAUAAAGAAAAAGAAAAGAACGACAGAGGACUUUCGUUGUCAUCCAUCUCAACCCCCUUGAAGGAAGCAAGCGAUGAAGCUCUGCAGAAGUCGUGUACCUCUGAGAAGCAUUUCUCUUCAUAUUUUCCUGUUGAUGUCGCAAAGAACUGUGCAAACCAAAAGGCUCUUGACUGUGGUUCCGCUUAUGAAAGUAGUGGCUCAGAGCAAAAUGUCACUGCCAAGAGUUUCUACACAAGGGCCUUGCUCCCAAACUCACUUCACAGGGCUACUUCUCUUCCAGUGGAUGCUGUAGAUAUAUAGAAUUUUCAGACAUACUGGAGAUUCCUUGUUGGUUGUUAGGCAUCUUCAUGUGCUCGAGCUAACUAGCGGGCUGCCCAUCUCUAUCGAUGGGGAAAAUAGGGUGAUGGGUAUUACAUUAUUACUUGUAGAAACCUUAAAAACAGGUAGUUAUUGUGUAACAUAUAAACAUGUGUUGAUCAUUCAAAUGUGGACAUCCUUAAUGAAUUCUGAUAUGAGCUAUGAACUGCAAUGCAUCCUAGUUUGGGAUUGAAUGAUGCACGACCAUUUUGCUCUCAACCUGGGAAUGCUUUGAAUCAAAGAAAAAUAUAUCGUUCAGCCACAUUAUGGGUCCU